Messenger RNA from Vigna angularis (adzuki bean), 1183 nucleotides. RefSeq names its product aldose reductase. The transcript is spliced from 8 exons. The coding region runs from base 45 to 1013 and encodes 322 amino acids. Gene Ontology annotation, molecular function: aldose reductase (NADPH) activity. Gene Ontology annotation, cellular component: cytosol. The record is from RefSeq and is a predicted model, not a curated record. Lineage: Eukaryota; Viridiplantae; Streptophyta; Magnoliopsida; Fabales; Fabaceae.
UGUGAAAACAAACAAACACCAGUUUUAUUAGCUAACAUUGAAAGAUGACACAAGUUGUUAAGCCACAUGAACCGAAGACACAGGCGUUUACACUUUUGAGUGGUCAUACCAUACCAGCUGUUGGAUUGGGGACAUGGAAGUCUGGUUCAGAGGCAGCCAAUUCUGUCUUCACUGCCAUUAUUGAUGCUGGUUAUAGACACAUAGACACUGCUUCGCAGUAUGGAGUUCAAAAAGAAGUUGGACAAGCACUCCAGGCAGCCAUGAAAGCAGGAGUGGAAAGGAAGGAUCUAUUUGUCACCUCCAAACUAUGGUGCACUGACUUGACCCCUGAAAGGGUUAGACCUGCUCUCAACAAUACCCUUCAAGAACUCCAACUUGACUACCUUGAUCUUUACUUGCAGAUUCAUUGGCCAUUUCGUCUAAAAGAUGGGGCCAGCAGACCCCCAGGACCAGGAGAUGUUUUAGAGUUUGACAUGGAAGGGGUGUGGAGAGAAAUGGAGAAGCUUGUGGAGGAAAAGCUUGUCAGAGACAUUGGAAUCUGCAAUUUCACUCUAGCAAAGCUUGAAAAGCUGCUGAGCAUUGCUCAAAUAAUGCCUUCUGUCUGCCAGAUGGAAAUGCAUCCUGGAUGGAGAAAUGAUAAGAUGCUUGCGGUUUGCAAGAAGAAUGACAUCCAUGUCACUGCUUACUCUCCACUGGGCUCAUCAAACAGUGGGACGAAUCUGACCAAAGAUCAAACGGUUGAUAGGAUAGCUAACAAAUCUCACAAGAACCCAGGGCAGGUGCUGGUGAAGUGGGCCAUCCAGAGAGGGACAAGUGUCAUCCCCAAAUCAGUCAAGCCAGACAGGAUCAUGGAGAAUGUCAGUGUCUUCAAUUGGGAACUUCCAGCAAAAGAUUUUAAGGCCCUUAGCAGGAUGCAGGAGCAGAGAAGAGUUCUGGACGGUGAACCGGUCUUUGUGAACAAGAGCGAUGGUCCAUUUAAGAGUGCGGCGGAUUUAUGGGACCAUGAAGAUUAGUCCACACUUGCACCAACCCUCUCUUUUCCAAUGCACUUUGUAGAAUUAGAUUUAACGUAAUGUAAUACUUGUUCUUGUAAAGGGUAAGGGUUCAGGUCAUUCACAUUGAUAUUAGGUGCAUACCCUCUAUAUGCAGCUUUUUUUAUCUAUGAAAUGCUAUAAUUACUUCA